AUGGCGCGUCCGAUGGAGAAUCAUACUUCUCCGGCCACCGCGAGUAAUGAAAGCCAAUCAAUUCAAGAAAAAGACAAUUAUGCCAAAGUAAUUCAAACCAAUUCCACUCCAAUUCCUAACAAAAAGUAUGGAAAUUCUAAUGUGAAAGCUCUAUAUGCGAACCACGAUGGGAAGACGGCUGUGAUAUUCGAAACAAGGGAAUUCUAUGGAGUCAUGGAGGAUGAAUGUAAACUUACACUAGUGGGCAAAUUUAUUAAGACUCGACCUCAAAUUGAUAAAAUCUCAGAGAAAAUUACAGUUCAAGGUAAGGUCCAAAUUGGGGUCUUUGAUUAUCGUACUGUUUUCUUAGAUUUUGAUAAUGAGGACGAUUGUAAAACUGUCUGGUAUAAGAGAUUAAUCGAAAUUGAAGGGCACGUGAUGUGGUUGGAGAAAUGGUCACCAGAUUUUAAACUGGAAGAAGACUCUCCGGUCGUCCCAAUUUGGGUUUUGCUACCGGAACUUCCUUUUCAUUGCCAUUCAUGGCAUUACAUCAAACAGAUUGUUGCCCCUCUAGGUACCCCUCUAAUGAUGGAUUUAGCCACUGAGAAUAGAACGAGGCCUAGCAUGGCAAAAGUGAGAGUAGAGAUUAAUCUGACAAAGCCUAAAAUGAACUCUAUUUGGAUAGGAACUGAGGAUAAGUCUUGUCCAAGAAAGGGGUUCACCCAAAAAUCGGAAUAUGAAAACCCUCCUAAAUUUUGCACUAACUGUAAGAUCCUGGGGCAUUCUAUCCUACAAUGUAGGAGGGUGGAUCAAAAGAAAAAUGAAGAGAAAGAGGUCACUGGGAAUUCACAGUCAGAUAAAACUGAAACAAAUGAAAAGGGAACAAAGUAG
Molecule: messenger RNA, 870 nt
Organism: Lycium barbarum (goji berry)
Lineage: Eukaryota; Viridiplantae; Streptophyta; Magnoliopsida; Solanales; Solanaceae
Exons: 1
Coding region: 1-870 (289 amino acids)
Source: RefSeq, a predicted model, not a curated record